Molecule: messenger RNA, 1080 nt
Organism: Striga hermonthica
Lineage: Eukaryota; Viridiplantae; Streptophyta; Magnoliopsida; Lamiales; Orobanchaceae
Source: the annotation of a GenBank genome assembly
AUGGGGAGUUGCUUGAGCAACCAGAUAAAGGCUGAGAGCCCUUCUUACACAGGCACGGGCUCGUCGAGAAUGGUGAGUGGGGAUGUGACGAAUUUACGUAACUUGAGUCGAAAGACAUCCUCAUCAUCGUCUGUGCCCCCAACUCCUAGAACCGAAGGCGAGAUAUUACAGUCACCAAACCUUAAAAGCUUCAACUUUAGCGAUCUUAGGACAGCCACCAAAAACUUCCGGCCGGACAGCGUCUUAGGAGAGGGAGGCUUCGGCUCGGUUUACAAAGGGUGGCUCGACGAGAAUUCGCUGGCGGCAUCACGGCCCGGCUCAGGUAUGGUUGUGGCCGUCAAGAGGCUGAAACAGGAUGGGUGGCAAGGGCAUAAGGAAUGGUUGGCCGAGAUCAACUAUUUGGGGCAAAUUAGUCAUCCGAAUCUCGUGAAGUUAAUCGGUUACUGCUUAGAGGAUGACCACAGGCUUUUGGUGUACGAGUUCAUGCCGAAGGGUAGCUUGGAAAAUCAUCUAUUUAGGAGAGGAUUGUACUUUCAGCCACUUCCAUGGACUCUGAGAAUGAAGAUUGCUCUCGAUGCUGCAAGAGGGCUAGCCUUUCUUCAUAGUGAUGAAAUAAAAGUAAUAUACCGGGACUUCAAGGCUUCUAACAUCCUUCUCGAUUCGAGGAGGAGAUUGACCUCCGAGGGGCAGUGUCAAGGCUUAGAGGUGCAGUCACCCUUAGAGGCAAUGGUGGAAGCUGCGUACGCACCUCUAAGGGUGACUGCACCUCUAAGUCUCGACACUGCCUCUCGGAGGUCAAUCUCCUCCUCUGCCCCGGGUCCGAAAAAAUUCAGAUGUAUCAAAUGCCGAGUGCGCUUCACUUCGGCCGAUAAUCUAUCGCGCCAUUGGGGAGAGCUUUCAGAUCAUCUGUCGAUCAAGCUGAAGAAACUUCGAUGCAAAUGUGGCAACUACUUGAAGACGGAAGCUGGAAGGAAAAUGCAUCUCAGACAUUGUCUCCACUUGGCCCCACCUGCCCCUUCUACUUUCAGCUGCUUAUUUCCCCGAGUGCAUAUUCGAGACGGAGAGAGAUCAGAUCUCUGA